Molecule: messenger RNA, 1623 nt
Organism: Seminavis robusta
Lineage: Eukaryota; Bacillariophyta; Bacillariophyceae; Naviculales; Naviculaceae
Source: the annotation of a GenBank genome assembly
AUGACCUUUGUGCCUCCGACAUACCAACUCAGUGCUGUCCAUGAACAUGCAAGCCACAUCGGUACAGGCCUCGUCACUGCGGAACUGGUGCCAGAAGCAGAGCCCGUCGAAGCCCUUCAUGUUGCCCACAUCCCCACCACCACAAGUGAUGGCACUCAAGAUCAAAUCAGGCAAUUGCAGCAGCGUCUGAGCAGCACUGUCAUUGACUCGGAGACACGACAGCAGAUCGAGCAGUUACAGCGACAGCUAGAUGUUUCCAUUAACAACAACCACAGCAGCCAUGAUGGUGGAAAACCUCCUAAAGCUGUCAUUGCAACCAAAUGGUGGCGUCUGGGGCUUUUCCUGGUCCUGAUCAGCCUCUUGGUCGCAGUUGUGGUGGUACUAGGAACCGUUCUGGGACGAGGUGCUGCCAAUGAUGACGAUCCCGAAAUGACUCCUUCCGCACCUGCGACAACACCCAUCAACGCCACCGACACAAGCAGCAGCAUGAUCGAUCCUCCUUCUUCGCCAACAACAACACAGCAUGACUACGACUGCUAUACAAGCACCAUGGACGUGCUUCAAGCUCAACUAUUUCAGCCAGAGCAACAACUGUUCAUCAUGUGCCCCCAGUCUCGCAUCAAGAUUGGUGAACUAGAUACACCCGAGCAAGCAUCGGUUCGAUUCAUUAAUGGUGACUAUCCUUUGGUCAUUGUACGAGCAAACGUAGAAGUGCGAUGUGGCUUGAGUGGGGCAGUCGACAAUGACUGCAUUCUGGAGGGUGGCCAAACACAAGUAGCAAUGCUGCACGAUCUGUAUCAGAAUGAACUCGGGAUUUCCUCGUCACCGGCAACCCACAACGUAACACUGCGAGGAAUCACCUUUACGGGAGCGCUAGUGAGUGACUUGCUGUGGGGGUCUGCUUCGGUCACCAUUGGCAAUCCUGGGAGAAAUAUCCGUUUGAUCAACUGCAAAUGGGAAAACAUGUUUGCACCCACUGGUCUCAUCUAUGUCGGCCUUGAUACCUUUCAGCAAGCAUAUGGUACUGCAUCCUUGCCGAGUCGGUCCUCGGAGGUGGCCAUUAUCAACAGUACCUUUACCAACAUCACUUAUGACGCAGCACUGAUUCGGGUCUUUGAUCAAGAUGUUUCUGUGCAGGGGUGCCAAUUCGACAACAUCAAGGUGACUAAUUAUGCUAGACCUUGCUAUCAUGAGUUUGGACAGGACUGGUGUCAUGGACUCAUGUACUGCUACGGAGGCAGCUUUUGUGGAUUGUCGGAUAUCUGCGUGGAUCAAUUCAAUUUCUUUGGGCACGCUUCCCUGUUGGCAGCAUCCAGCAAAACAGAAUGGAGCAUUUCUGGAGCCAGAUAUACACACGGGGUAGAACUCCACUCGCAACCAAUGGCCGCUGUGGAGGGUCCUAUUUGUGAGUCUGGAGUCGGCCAGUAUGACGAGUCCUUUGAAACGGUGGAGUGCCUACCGGUAGAACAAGGAGGCAGACUGUGGACCCACAUGUCUCAAUGUCCGCUUCAUUAGAAAGCUAAUCUCAAAUAACGCGAGGUAGCGAGCUAGGUAGCCAUGUAUCGGUACAUAUUGGAUCUGUUUGUCGUGCCCUUGCAACUGCUGGUACGUACUGAAUGCUGG